UUCCCUGCUUCCAAAAAUAUUUAUUGAGCACCUGCUAUGUGCCAGGCACUGUUUUGGUCUCUAUGGAUACAGAAGUGAACAAGAUAGGUGAGGCCCUGGCCUCAGGGAAUUUAUAUCUUAGAAGAAGGUAAUAGUAAGCAAGUAAACAGGACAGGAAUAGCAUAUGUACCCAGAAGGGACUGUAACGAGGUGUGAGUGGUGUCAGGGGAGGGCUGUGUCAGAUAAGGGGCUCAAGGAAGAUGACAUUUCGUGUGACACCUGAGAAGAACCAGCUAGGCAGAGGGCCUGAAGAAAUAAUUCAGUAAAACAUGAUGCUCUCACAGGCCCCAGGCCUCAGACUUACAGAAGGCGCCAUGAGGAGGGCAUGGAAGGAGAGAAGUUAUCAAAGCACCCCAGAUGGCCUCAGAGGGCCAGGAAGGACGACACGGCCCUUGGGGAUGACCGCACCCUGGGUCGCAUUUGGGUCUCCCCGUCCAACUGCCUCUGCCCUUCCAGGUGAAGCAGAUCAUGGAGGAGGCAGUCACACGGAAGUUCGUCCACGAGGACAGCAGCCACAUCAUCUCCUUCUGUGCGGCUGUAGAGGCCUGCGUCCUGCAUGGGCUGCGGCGGCGGGCGGCUGGCUUUCUGCGCAGCAACAAGAUUGCAGCUCUCUUCAUGAAAGUGGGCAAGAACUUCCCACCGGCCGAAGAGCUGAGCCGCAAGGUGCAGGACCUGGAACAGCUGAUGGAGAGCGCGCGAAACCAGAUUCAGGGCCUCCAGGAGAAUGUGCGGAAGCUGCCGAAGCUGCCCAGCCUGUCCCCACUUGCCAUCAAGCACCUGUGGAUCCGCACUGCUUUGUUUGAGAAGGUCCUGGACAAAAUUGUGCAUUACCUGGUGGAAAACAGCAGUAAAUACUAUGAGAAGGAAGCCCUCCUGAUGGACCCGGUGGAUGGCCCCAUCCUUGCGUCUUUGUUGGUGGGGCCCUGUGCCCUGGAGUACACCAAGAUGAAGACUGCAGAUCACUUCUGGACUGACCCCUCAGCCGACGAGCUUGUCCAGAGGCACCGCAUCCACAGCUCGCACCUGCGGCAGGACUCACCCACCAAGCGUCCAGCCCUCUGUAUCCAGAAGAGACAUUCAAGUGGCAGCAUGGACGACCGACCAUCCCUUUCUGCCCGUGACUAUGUUGAGUCCCUGCACCAGAACUCCCGGGCCACGCUCCUCUAUGGCAAGAACAACGUUCUGGUUCAGCCGAGGGAUGAUAUGGAGGCCGUGCCAGGGUACCUGUCUCUACACCAGACAGCUGACGUCAUGACCUUGAAAUGGACGCCUAACCAGCUGAUGAACGGGUCGAUGGGGGACCUGGACUAUGAGAAGAGCGUCUACUGGGACUAUGCCAUGACCAUCCGCCUGGAGGAGAUUGUAUACCUGCACUGCCACCAGCAAGUGGACAGCGGUGGCACAGUGGUGUUGGUCAGCCAGGACGGGAUCCAGAGGCCGCCGUUCCGCUUCCCCAAGGGGGGGCACCUCCUGCAGUUCCUCUCGUGCCUGGAAAAUGGGCUGCUCCCCCAUGGGCAGCUGGACCCUCCACUCUGGUCUCAGCGGGGGAAGGGCAAAGUAUUUCCCAAACUGCGUAAGCGAAGCCCUCAGGGUUCUGCUGAGUCCACGUCUUCGGACAAGGAAGAUGACGAGGCCACAGAUUACGUGUUCAGGAUCAUCUAUCCCGGCAUGCAGUCUGAAUUCGCCCCCCAGGACCUGAUGGAUGUCUCCGUGAGCAACCUACCACCCUUAUGGCAACCCAGCCCCCGGAAAUCCUCCUGCUCAUCCUGUUCACAGAGUGGCUCCGCCGAUGGUGGCUCAACCAAUGGCUGCAACCAUGAGAGGGCUCCCCUGAAGCUCCUCUGUGACAAUAUGAAGUACCAGAUCCUUUCCAGAGCCUUCUAUGGAU
This is a messenger RNA of Panthera uncia (snow leopard), 1927 nucleotides long. Its product is annotated as small G protein signaling modulator 1. Gene Ontology annotation, molecular function: GTPase activator activity. Lineage: Eukaryota; Metazoa; Chordata; Mammalia; Carnivora; Felidae. The record is from RefSeq and is a predicted model, not a curated record. The transcript has 12 exons. The annotation marks the transcript as partial.